Messenger RNA from Oxyura jamaicensis (ruddy duck), 2704 nucleotides. It is a transcript of the gene OGFOD3, whose product is annotated as 2-oxoglutarate and iron dependent oxygenase domain containing 3. The coding region runs from base 1 to 948 and encodes 315 amino acids. Gene Ontology annotation, molecular function: iron ion binding; L-ascorbic acid binding; oxidoreductase activity, acting on paired donors, with incorporation or reduction of molecular oxygen. Lineage: Eukaryota; Metazoa; Chordata; Aves; Anseriformes; Anatidae. Gene Ontology annotation, cellular component: membrane. The record is from RefSeq and is a predicted model, not a curated record. The transcript is spliced from 8 exons.
AUGGCGGCGCAGCGCCGAGCGGGGCCGGGCGGGGAGCAGCGGCGGCGGCCGGGGGGCGGCAAGGUCCGGGCACCCGGCACCGCAACGGGACGGGGCUGGGCGCUGAGGGGAGCGGCCCCCGGGGCUGCCCUGCUCGGCUCCGCCGUCCUCGUCGGCGGGCUUCUGGGCUGGAGCCUCCCCGGCGGCCGGCAGGGAGGCGCGGAGGUGCUGGCCCGCGGCAGCGAGGCGGUGCCGGACAGGUUCGUGGAGGUGGCCUGCUCCGGGGACUACGGUGCCGGCAGGAGGUUCGAAGGGUGCACUCCCAGGAAAUGUGGAAGAGGUGUAACCGAUGCAGUGAUAACAAGGGAGGAAGCUGAAAGAAUCCGUAGAAUAGCAGAGAGAGGACUGUCCUUGGGAGGAUCUGAUGGAGGGGCAUCAAUUUUGGACUUGCAUUCUGGAGCUCUUUCCCUGGGGAAGCACUUUGUUAAUCUGUACAGGUACUUUGGGGACAAAAUUCAAGACAUCUUCACAGAAGAGGAUUUUGCACUAUAUCGUGAUGUGAGACGGAGAAUUCAAGAAAAGAUUGCUCAGACGUUCGGAAUCAGCUCUUCCGCCAUGUACCUGACUAAGCCAACAUUCUUCUCUAGAAUUAACAGCACAGAAGCCAAGACAACACACGAUGAAUACUGGCACCCCCACAUCGACAAGGUGACUUACGGCUCUUUUGACUAUACUUCACUGCUGUAUCUCUCUGACUAUGCUGAAGAUUUUGGUGGUGGACGGUUUGUGUUUAUGGAUGAAGGUUCCAACAAGACGAUAGAGCCCCGAGCAGGCCGGGUUUCCUUUUUCACCUCUGGAUCAGAGAACCUUCAUCGGGUGGAAAAGGUUCGCUGGGGCACUCGCUAUGCCAUCACCAUCUCGUUCACUUGCAACCCAGACCAUGGCAUUGGGGAUCCAGUCCUGACGUAAUUCCUCCCAGGAUGGAACGUGAGGUUGAAUGGAAUGAGAGAAGCCCUGCAAGAGGAGGAGAAAAAUUGAGAUAAUUGUAUAGACUUGCAUUCAAUUAGAAUUUCCCAGCUGUGUUAAUACAUUGUAAUACAUUUUUGUUUUCACAUGUCCUUUCCUGUAAGUGUUGCAAACAGUGCCUUAAGGACCAUCUUAAAUUUGGUAUGUUCUGUAACUGGUUUGUCUUCGUGUAGAGUCCUGCAACGGGCUUUUCAUUUUUAUUUUUAUUUAAUUUUGAUUCUUCAGUUUAAAAGAUACAAACCACCUUUUGGACCGUAUCUUGAUACAACACCACAUGGUACUGUUACCUGUUGUUAAAUUCUGUAGUCUCUUCCAAUACUAUUGGGAUUUGGAAAGUUUGACCUAAUUAAUACAGCGGGGUGAGUGCUAUUCUUUUGGACAUGUCCCCUGUUGAGAGGAAUGUUUUCUCCUUUAGCAUGGGCAUUAGUGGGCAAUACACCUGUGGUUUGACUACUGGGCUUUACUUGAACUUUUUUUAAAAAAAUUAAAUUACUACAGAUAUUUUCUGCUACAAGCACGGACUAGUUAAUACAAUGUCAGAACUACAACCUUUUAAUUAGCCAGAAAACAUAUCACUUCAGGAUUACAAAUGUUGUGGUGUGUUAGGGAAUGGCACCGCAGCAGGUUCCUCUGACCAGAACGCAGCAUUCCCAACUUGCCUCACUUUUAAGUGGCAUCUUAAGAAAAAUGAUUAAUCUCCUGGUUGGAAGUCACAUACUAAAAUUAUUAAGAGCUCCUUAUGGGACUGGCUUGACCAUAUAACCAUGUAAAUUGUAUAUAUAUUAAAAGGAGAGCUGGCAGAAAAAGUCAUCCAGUUUUCUGGAUUCAGCUGAGCAUUCAUCACUACCUAAUCCCCAGUUAGGACAGUAGGAUUUGGGAGGGACACAGGUGAGAAGCAAGUUAGUUUUGUGGUGGUUUUCCACGUGCUGGUGCUGGGACCUUUAGACUUGAUCCUGUAAACCCUGACUUGCUGCUUGGACAGCCAGAUAACAAAACCACCUGGACCAGUGUCUGUUGGAUGUGGGCUCUGAAGGAAAUUAGUAACCACUUACAUUUUAAAUUGAAAUGCUCUCGAGCUGGAGCUCAAUUGUAAAAACACUUUGAAAACAUCUAUUUAUUGGGCCAAAAUUUAGUUUUAAGACCAAGUUUAAGAAAACUCUUGAUUUUUUGUUACAGUUGACCCAACUUACAAAUCCUGUAUAGUGAAGUACUGUUUAGCUUGUACAAAACAAUGUUUUAUCUGUUUCAGAAAGUCUAUCAAUAGCUUUUUAUAGACUUCUUUUUUUUUUGGUUUAAUAUGAAGACUUCUUUUCUAUUAACUUCGAUCAUUAGUCUGUGGUGUUACUUGAAUAAUAAAUUGCAAGAACUUCAGAGAGGAAGAGAUGAUUGCAUUGUACAAUUGAAAUAACAGAACAAAUAAUCUUGCCGACUGCCUUGCUUUCUUACCGCAAUCAAAGGUUUUUGUGGUUCAACACUUUAAAUAAAUUGUAGGAAAAGUUAUUUUUUCUUCAAAUUUUGAAGUGAGCAUUGAUUUGGUUUAUUAAUCGUCUAUCUUUUCUAUGAAAAUGAAAAUGUGGGGAUGUGCUUUUUUAAUGCAUACAGUUUCAUGUAAUUUUCAUUUUUGUUUUAAUCUCUUUUAUGGAAAUUGUAAGUAUGGGGAGAUUACACUGAAGAUCUAAUAAAGAGAAUGAUGACUAGA